This is a messenger RNA of Homarus americanus (American lobster), 1408 nucleotides long. Its product is annotated as phosphatidylinositol transfer protein beta isoform-like. The record is from RefSeq and is a predicted model, not a curated record. Gene Ontology annotation, molecular function: phosphatidylinositol transfer activity; phosphatidylcholine binding; phosphatidylcholine intramembrane carrier activity. Bases 10 to 474 code for a protein of 154 amino acids. Gene Ontology annotation, biological process: phospholipid transport. Gene Ontology annotation, cellular component: cytoplasm. Lineage: Eukaryota; Metazoa; Arthropoda; Malacostraca; Decapoda; Nephropidae. The transcript is spliced from 5 exons.
UAGGUCACGAUGCUCGUCAAGGAAUUUCGAGUCAUCCUACCACUCACAGUUGACGAGUACCAAGUGGCACAGCUGUACAGUGUUGCAGAAGCAAGUAAAAAUGAAACUGGAGGAGGGGAAGGUAUUGAGGUCCUUAAAAAUGAACCAUUUGACAACCACCCACUACUGGGGGAAAAGUACUGCAAAGGGCAGUAUACCUAUAAGAUCUACCACCUGAAAAGCAAAGUACCGUCCUUCAUCCGUCUCUUAGCACCAGAGGGCUCACUUGAGAUUCAUGAAGAAGCUUGGAAUGCUUACCCUUACUGUAGAACCAUCAUCUCGAACCCAGGCUACAUGAAGGAGGGAUUUUAUAUAACAAUAGAGACACUACAUGCACCUGAUGAUGGGGAGUUGGAGAAUGUGAGUGGCACAGCGCUUGAGUCAAGCAUGAUUUGGCUCCUCUUGUUGCUUGUGACCACAAUAAUACAGUAUUAGCAGGCUUGGAAUUUCAUAGCAACCACAGUGUGUCAUUGUCUUCUGCUUGGCUGUUAUGUGAUUUCCUGUUUAGGCUGUUGUAUCCUAUUAAUGAAUUUCCAGGCCUGCAGUAGUGCAGAUACACUUAAUGUUGCCCUCUUUCCAGGAAAGGAAUAUAUUCUGUUAACCAAUUUGGCUGAAUAAAUUUUAGUAUUCAAUGAUGUAAUUUUGAUGUCAUAUUGGUUCAUCAUUUUUUAGCAUGCAUCCUGUAAUCGGGUGGCUCCAAUGACAGCACUUACCUAACUGCAUGCAUUGGUUAUUAAAUCUUCAUCUUAUUAUGGCAGCUUGAAUUGAUUUAUUAAGCUCUGUAAGAUAAAAAUUCACCAACCUUCAUGGUCAUAACCAUUUUCCUUAAAUAAGGGAUAUCAGAAGCAAGAGUUACCCUCUAGAGUCUAGAGGCAGGUGUUUUAGAAUUGUGUUGGUCUAACCAGCACACACACACACACACACACACACACACACACAUACAUACAUACAGCCAGGCCUGCUGUCUUAUUCCAGGUCAAUCCAGUUCCUGGUUGACUGCUGUAGAGCUUAGACAUGCAAUUGGCCCUCUCUUAGCUAUUUCAACGAAAUACGAGUGUUAAGUUUCUUUGUAAUACUUCUAGAAUAUUUGGUAGGAACUACCACAGUUUUAGAUACCACGUAUGUAAUACCAUUCCUGUAUUAAGGUUAUCUUAUAAAGUUUAUUUACCUUUCAUACAAUACUUUCAUGAGUCUGGGUUAGCCUUAUCCUUCUCCUAGUAGUGGUUCUUUAGGAGCUUCCAUUGACCUUUCUGUCUCAUGUUACGUUUCUUAAAGAGAUUCAGAAUGAAGCCAUUUUCAGUUUCUUGAUUAAGAGAUGGCUUUUAGUCUAUUACUUUUACUUACUUUUAUCCUCUUUACUGAUUGGCUC